Mauremys reevesii (Reeves's turtle) is the source of this 2983-nucleotide messenger RNA. RefSeq names its product eukaryotic elongation factor, selenocysteine-tRNA specific (gene EEFSEC). Gene Ontology annotation, biological process: selenocysteine incorporation. The transcript is spliced from 9 exons. Gene Ontology annotation, molecular function: GTP binding; GTPase activity; translation elongation factor activity. Lineage: Eukaryota; Metazoa; Chordata; Testudines; Geoemydidae. The coding region runs from base 129 to 2147 and encodes 672 amino acids. The record is from RefSeq and is a predicted model, not a curated record.
UUUCAGUUUUUUUAGGCUUCAUCAAUUGUCCCAUCAUGGAAAGAAUGUCUUGCCCACCCUGGAAAAAGCAAAGUUAGAGAUCAACAAUUUCUCCUUCCUGUGCUGUUGCUCAGUGCACCAGGUUUGAUAUGGACCAAGCUAUUAUAGAAGGUCUGGACUUUAGAGAGAAAAGCGAGAGAGCUCAAAGUUUAACACCCUUUCCUACAGCACGGCCAAUUUCACUCCUCACAAAUGCAACUGAUCAGAGAGCAGAAAGGCUGGAGCUGCCUGUUUGGACUAGAGGGCGGAACGCGGAGAUAGCCCGGAACGGUCGCCGCGGAGUCCGUGUUGCCGCGGGGGCGCUAUUGGGAACGGGACCGGCGGUGUGCGAAGGGAACAGGGUAGCCAUGGCCGGUUCCGCUGCUGCCGCUGCCCCGGGGCCCAGCGCCCCCAGGAGGCUGAAUGUGAACGUGGGGGUCCUGGGGCACAUCGACAGCGGCAAGACGGCGCUGGCCCGGGCGCUCAGCACCACCGGUUCCACCGCCGCCUUCGACCGGGCCCCGCAGAGCCGCGCUCGGGGCAUCACCCUGGACCUGGGCUUCUCCUGCCUCCGCGCCCCGCUGCCGCCGCACCUGGGCCCCGGCCCCGGCGAGCUCCAGCUCACCCUGGUGGACUGUCCGGGACACGCCUCCCUCAUCCGGACCAUCAUUGGCGGUGCCCAGAUUAUUGAUUUGAUGAUGCUCGUCAUAGAUGUGACAAAAGGGAUGCAGACUCAGUCAGCAGAGUGCUUGGUGAUUGGGCAGAUUGCCUGCCAGAAGAUGGUAGUAGUUCUGAACAAAAUAGACCUUCUUCCAGAGGGGAAGAGACAAGCUGCCAUUGAGAAGAUGACGAAGAAAAUGCAGAAGACUCUGGAAAAUACAAAGUUUCAAGGGUGUCCUAUUGCUGCUGUUGCAGCUAAGCCAGGUGGACCAGAAGCCCCAGAGACUGUGAAUCCACUGGGUGUUUCUGAACUAAUUGAGGUCCUGAAGUCUCAGGCUUACCUGCCAACAAGAGAUCCCACGGGACCCUUUCUUAUGGCCAUCGACCACUGUUUCUCCAUCAAGGGUCAAGGCACAGUGAUGACAGGGACUGUUCUUUCUGGCUCCGUUAGCCUAGGUGAUAAUGUGGAGAUUCCUGCCCUGAAGGUGACAAAGAAAGUCAAAUCUAUGCAGAUGUUCCAUACUCCUGUAACGUAUGCCAUGCAGGGUGACAGAGUAGGCGUCUGUGUGACCCAGUUUGAUCCCAAGCUGCUAGAACGAGGUCUAAUCUGUACUCCAGAAUCUCUCCAGACCAUACAUGCUGCUGUCAUCUCCUUGAAGAAAAUCCAGUAUUUCCGUGGUGCUCUUCAGACCAAAGCCAAGUUUCACAUCACAGUUGGUCAUGAAACAGUCAUGGGAAGAGUGAUGUUUUUCAGCCCAGCCCCUGCUGACUUCAGCAAAGAACCCCUGGAGAAUGCUUUUGAUUUUGAAAAGGAAUAUCUUUAUCAAGAGGAAUACUUAUCCAAGGGCUCAAAAUCUUCAGAGGAAAACAAAGAAAAUGACCAAACAGGAGAAGGGCAGCUUCCAAGGCAACAAUGGGCUUUACUGGAGUUUGAAAAACCUGUCACUUGUCCUAAAUUUUGCCUUGUGAUUGGCUCCAAGCUGGAUACUGAUAUUCAUGCAAACACCUGCAGAUUGGCAUUCCAUGGGGUAUUGCUUCAAGGGAUGGAAGACAAGAACUACGUUGAGACUUUUCUUCCAAAGCUGAAAGUGUACAAAUUGAAGCAUAAGGAAGGACAAGUAGAGAGGAUGCUGGAUGAUUAUAGUGUGAUUGGUCGUUCAUUGUUUAAGAAGGAGACCAACAUCCAGAUUUUUGUGGGGCUAAAAGUCAAACUAUCUACAGGAGAGGAUGGAGUAAUAGAGGGCGGCUUUGGGCAGAGUGGCAAAUUUAAAAUCCGAAUUCCAAACGGACUCAAGCCAGAUACAAAGGUGUUUCUCACUGUCCCCUCCAAGAAGAAAUCCAAGGCAGGGAAGGGAGAUACAGCCAAAGAGGAUGAAAGCAGCAAGGUUGACUCAGCCCAGCCUGUUACUAUCAGCCUUCUCUUUAAAAGAUACGUCUUUGACACACACAAGAAAAUGAUUCAAUCUUGAGAAGGCGGAAGAGGCCUUCUAGCUGAUGUCUGAAGUGUCCUUAAAAGGCUUACACACCGAAAUGAAUUCAGGUGGAACGAAUUUCUUAUCUGAAAACCUUGGACUUUGAAAGGCUUUUUAUCUCAGUAACAUCCUAUAAGGGCGCCUUCUACCUGGACUGAAGCUGGAAAGUCCUCCUAUCCUCAUGACUACACUUGGCCUCCAGAAUCUGUUUGUUCUGAUUUUGCUGUUUGAAUUUCCCUGCUGUCCCUCUUGGCAAGUGUCACCUGCCAAUUUGUACAGUUGUGUUUUACAGUUGAUAGAAAUGUUUUCGUGAAAUGUUUUAAGUUUCUUUUAAUUUAAGCAUUCUGCAGCAAAAUCCAAACCCAGUAGCAUUUGGGAAAUUUUAUGAGAACCAGUAAAUGAAACUAACCAGUCUAUUUCACGCCCCAAGCUGAGUGAGGGGCAAAAAAUACCCAAUGUAAAUGGUGAAAAUUAAAAUAGAUGUUUUGAAUUCUUUCAGAUCUAAUAAUGUAAGUUGCGGUCUGAGAGACAAGUAUGGAAGUUUUGUAUAAGUGAUUUAUAUCUUGACAGGGUGCAGUGUUAGAACAUCCUCGUAAGCAAAUAAUUUCAGGGUCUGUAUUGUUAUGUUUCCUAGUCUGGCAGUUCAGAACUGCUUUUCUACAAUAUUUCACAUAGCUUUUGUGAGUCUGCUGGCUAUUUAUUUGAUUCUUUAGGAAAUUGGGAGGCUAAGCUAUUCUGAAUCAUUGCUAAGAAAAUAUGUGCUGGAACUGCUUUAAUUUUUGUAACCAAAGUGCUUGUUUUGUGAGAAUGAAACAAAAAGUUGCCUGUGGAAA